Messenger RNA from Aspergillus eucalypticola CBS 122712, 766 nucleotides. RefSeq lists its product as uncharacterized. The transcript has 2 exons. NCBI's taxonomy places the organism in Eukaryota, Fungi, Ascomycota, Eurotiomycetes, Eurotiales, Aspergillaceae. The record is from RefSeq and is a predicted model, not a curated record. The coding region runs from base 268 to 447 and encodes 59 amino acids.
AAAAAAUCUGGAUUUAUAGUUCUCCUUGCUGUCAGUUUGCAGUGUCGCCGACAGGUCUCGCUCGCCAUCUUCAGCGAUGACAUCCCGAUCCUUCAAAUACAGCUACACCGGCCCAGCGUCAGGCAAUAUUGGUAGAUUAGUUAUGCUCGGGCGCGCCUGAGUCGACCCAGAGCUCCCUAUCCACCGCAAAACAGCCCGCUAAUCCCUGGCUUGCCUCUGUGCUGCGGCUAUGGCUGCCCGCACUCUAAUCUGUUUCCUUAUGUGAAGAUGAUGCUCAAGCAUCGGUUGGAAACUCAUCGAGAACAUGAUGGCUCUUCGAAUCGCGACCGGCUAUUGGUUGUCCAGACACUGAUUCGGCCUCGAAACCGCCUAGCCGACCGAGUAGUAACCUGCCACAUGUCCCAAUCUAGGCUACAAUUGGCCGGCUGUCUGUGCGAGGCCCAAUAAUAAGUUUCAGCUCCGUAUUUGGUCGUGACAAGAAACAAAUGAGUCCAGGGCCGAAACAAGACUAUUAACCGUUGGCAAUCGCUCGGGUUGCCCGGUGUGCUUGCUUCUAGAAAUCCACAGGCUGAUCAGGUUGCAUGUGAAGUUGCGUCAUUGCAAACAGCUAAGUUCACAGGCGUGGGUGACAGUAAUCCAUGUGGCACACCAAUACCAGACAGUCACAACUGUGGUAUGCAGAUUGGCUACAGCGUGAACUUAAUUUCUUGAAGUGUGAAUUCCAAAAGCAGGAGCACUUAAACAUUGAUAGAAUUACUUGAGAUUG